AUGAGCAGCUUGAUACCCAAGAGACCAAAACUUCUUGACACUAGAGCCAAAAAAAAGGACUUUGACUUGUCAUCAGAACAAGAAAAAACUCCUAUUAUAGAAGCAGAAACAGCAAACAUGCCAUAUUUACCAAAUAGUAAACCAAGUAAAAACAACAACCAAGGUGAUGAAAACUGGGCCAGUAACAUAGAACAAGAAGAAAAACCAGUUGGUAGAGGCAAACAAAAAGCUACUUCUUCUACAAAUGAAAACAACAAGGUAAAAAACAAGACAUAUGCAGUAGCAAAUACAGAAAACAACAAACAAACAGAUACAAAACAUAUGCAUAUCACAUAUGACAAAAUUGAUACACAAGACAAAAUUAUUGAUAGCACAACAUCAAAUGAUAUAGAAGAAUCUACAAUGGAAAAUUUGUAUAGUGAUGAGUUCGAUUCUUUAUCUGAUAAUAACAAUGAAGAAAGAAAUAGCAGCAAUAAUGAAGAAUUAGCUUCGACAUCAAUGUCUACCUCAAAAUUGAGUAGUAUUAGAACAAAAAAAAAAGGAAGCCAGGAAGUUUCGUAUGGCAAUUUUUUUAAAAAAUAUUUUUCAGCAGUUUUAUUAAAUAAUCAAGAAGAAGAAGUCGAAAAAGUUCAAUGUUUAUUUGAAGAAUGCGAUACAGAGUAUUUAUGGUUAGGUUCAACAAGUAAUUUAAUAAAUCAUCUUAGGGAUAUCCAUUAUGUUGCCAAGGAAUCUCUUGCGAAUAAGUCAGUAAAGGUUCACCAACAAACUAUUCAACAAGUAAUUAUGAAACCCCAUCCUGUUCUUAUUCAAAAAAAGCUUACAAAUCAAGUUGUACGAUAUAUAGUUUCACGUGCCCAGCCAAUUUAUCUUGUUGAAAUUGAUGACUUUAAACUUUUGUUAAAAAAAUUUGAUUCUCACUUUAAAAUGCCAUGUGUUAAUACAAUAAAAACGAUCAUAUUUGACUCUUAUAAUUCAGCAGUAAAGCAAAUUAUCGAUCUUAUUUCAAGGAUGUCAGACACUGUCUCUUUAACUUUUGAUAUUUGGUCUUCACGUGCCCAUGAUAGUUAUCUUGGAAUUACUUGUCAUUGGCUUACAGAUUCAUUUGA
Cetraspora pellucida is the source of this 1106-nucleotide messenger RNA. NCBI's taxonomy places the organism in Eukaryota, Fungi, Glomeromycota, Glomeromycetes, Diversisporales, Gigasporaceae. The record is from the annotation of a GenBank genome assembly.